CACGUCCUUUCACUUUCACCUGCAUUGUUCUUCAAAGCUCAACCGGUCGCAGAUGCAGAUACGUACUGCGUGCGUACAUAUGUACGUCCAGUACGUAGGUUAACUAACACACUUCGUGAGCUGCUUGGGAGACUUCGUCUCUUUCGGCCUCGCGGCGGCAACUUCACCGUGACUCCGUGAUGAGCCGCGACGGCGACAACAACUCCAACGUCUUUGUCCGCUUCAAGCAACACGUCGACGCCAACAUCGCCUCCGGCAUCAACACCUUGCUCGGCGCACAUUCGGCUGCUCUGCGUCACGCCACCGCCACCUCCGCUGCCACUGGCGAGCGUCCCUUGACAUCUCCGAGCGCCAUGGAGAGCCAAGAUGCCGGCCGAUGGCUCUCAACCUGGGACGUCUUGGCCCUCACGUCCUCGCCAUCCUACUCUCCCGGAGCUCUGCGCCAUCUUCCACGACCCAUCCCCAACGACCUGCCGCCGAGCCUCGACUCCUCCAUCUUCACUUUCGAAGACGCCUUUGAGGACCUCCUGGCCGUCUCGCUGGGUCUGCCUCUGCCUGACAUCACUUUCAAAUAUGUGCAGAGGCAGCGAAUCCGCCGCCUUUUACCGGCCUUCGAGCCUACGUGGUUCUUCACGGCCCGCCUGCAUGACCAGGGUCUGAUCGAGCAUCCGAUCCACAACCAUUUCACUAAAGCCCGCACCCCAGACUGGGAUUGCUUUCACCGCGAGAUCGACCUGCGCGCGGCCACGGCGUGGCGAGGCGCCACGGGUGACGGCGACGGCAAUGAGAGCACGGGGGACAUCUUAAAAAUGAUAGGACGCGCCUUCCAGCAGCUAAAACAGGCUGUCGACGAGGGCCACGCACCGUCCCAAGCGUCUCAGGACGCGCAUGAGGCAGAUGGCCUGUCUCGGCGGCGCGGCGCUGCGGGCGGCGAUGACGGCAACGAGGACUUCUUCGAACAGACAGGGCGCGCCUUCAAGCAGAUACAGCAGGCUAUCGACGAGGGCCGCGCACCGUCGGAAGCGUCUCAGGACGCGUUUGAGGAAGAUGAUGGGUCUCAGCGGCGGGAGCAACGACAUCCCGACCAUUUUGACGAGAUCUUUUUGACGAUACCGCACUCGUCUGCCCAGGGCCAAAAUUCGUGGGAGACGUUAUCUAAGGCCAUCAGGGAUCAGGUUGCCUCCCUCGAGAAGUCCAAGGAAGCGACCCUCGCCGGUAACGCGAAGCAGGUCACGACACGGGAAGCACACGUAGACAGAUUUGGCUACACCCACACCACCGUCACCCGCAAGACCCUCGACAAGGACGGCAACAAGAUUGGGAGCGUGUCAUAUGUCACCAGGGAACCUCCUAAACGGAACGCGCCCGAACAGCAGCAGCUGGAUAACCAACCCAGGAACGAGUUGGAUCAUGCUGAGAAUGCCACGGGUGAAGGUGGGAAGCCAAAAUCCGGCUGGUUCUGGAAGUGAACAAGCCUGACCUCGAGUACUUCAUCCCCACUCCGUUGACUUUCAUCGACAUCAAUAGCCGUUUCGUACUUUGUAUUAGCUCCUGAAGUCUACUGUAUUUCAAUAUAUGCUGAGCUGUGC
Messenger RNA from Purpureocillium takamizusanense, 1589 nucleotides. RefSeq lists its product as uncharacterized. Bases 180 to 1469 code for a protein of 429 amino acids. The transcript has a single exon. The record is from RefSeq and is a predicted model, not a curated record. Lineage: Eukaryota; Fungi; Ascomycota; Sordariomycetes; Hypocreales; Ophiocordycipitaceae.